UUUUUCUUUCUUUUUGUUUGCAUCUUAACAGAACCCCUUCAUAUCCAAUCCCAAAGUCUCACCUUCUCUCUCCCUCUUCUUCUCAAACUCUCCCAAUUUUUUUCCAUCUCCAAAGGGUUUUGGAGGUGAUAUUAUUCAUUUUCUAAGGACUGGUCUCAGUGUUUUUUUUAUUGAGGCCUGUCCUUUUUUGUGUUUUUUUUUUUGGAAAAUAAAAUUGAUCAAUCCCAUGGCUCCUGUUUCAUUGCCUCCUGGCUUCCGAUUCCAUCCAACCGAUGAAGAACUCGUCGCGUACUACCUCAAACGAAAGAUCAACGGUCGGGAGAUCGAGCUUGAGAUCAUCCCUGAAGUUGAUCUUUACAAAUGUGAGCCAUGGGAUUUGCCAGGAAAGUCAUUGCUUCCUAGCAAGGAUCUUGAAUGGUACUUCUUCAGCCCUAGAGAUAGAAAAUAUCCAAAUGGGUCAAGAACCAAUAGAGCAACUAAAGCUGGAUAUUGGAAAGCCACAGGAAAAGAUAGGAAAGUGAAUUCCCAAUCAAGAGCUGUGGGGAUGAAGAAAACCCUAGUUUACUACCGGGGCCGAGCCCCGCACGGUGCUCGUACUGAUUGGGUCAUGCACGAGUAUCGUCUUGAUGAUCGAGAAUGUGAAGUCGCUUCUUCUGGCUUGCAGGAUGCUUAUGCACUUUGUCGUGUGUUCAAGAAGAGUGCAACCAUAGCACCAAAAAUAGAAGAUAAUCAUCCAUAUUCCAAUAUUACUUCAUCUUCUAACCACUUCAUAAACAGUAGUGACCAAUCUUCUGAACCAGAGAGUUCAAAUUAUUCUAUUCCAUUUGAUGCUUUUCAAUGUCAAUCCCAAUCCCAAUCCCAUUUGGUUAAUAAGGAUUGUAAUCCAUUUGACAUGUUUGCUGCAACAAGAGAAGCAAAAUGGUCUCAAUUCUUAUCUGAAGAAGCCUUCAAUAAUUCAGCUCCUUCAUUCCCAAGUUAUGCAAAUAUUCCAUACCCUCCUUCCAAGGUGGACAUAGCAUUAGAAUGUGCAAGGUUACAACACCGUUUCACUUUGCCACCAUUGGAGGUGGAGGAUUACCCUCAGUCCGGCUACUCCGAUCACUUCAAAACGCCGCAACCGACGAACCCCACCAUGCUCGGUGGUUCGAGCGAGGCAUCUACCGACAUAUUGCAAGAGAUUCUUUCAGUGGCUCAGGCCUCUCAAGAGCUUGCCAACCAAUCUUGUGCACUUGAUGCACCCACAUGGGAUGGAGGGCUUGCCAAUAAUAAUAAUAAUAAUAAUGUUUAUGCUUCUUCUAAUGAUCAAGACUUCACUUUCAUGGCUGCCAAAGAUGGCUUUCAAGACUGGAAUUCUGCUGUAACAUUUGAUGUUGAGAGCUCAUGGGAGGAUCCUUAUUCUAAGUGUAUAGAUGUUGGCAACGUCGGUGACGAUAUCCCCGUCGAGAACUUGAGAUGGAUCGGAAUGUCUAACAAAGAUCUCGACAAGAAUUGCAUGGAAGAUUCUAAGCUAGUUCCCAUAGAGAACAUUUCAAACUUCCAAAUUGAAGAUCAUCAAAAUCAACUUCAAGAUCAAUCUGUUGUGAUUAGUGGCGACAUGAACGAUUUCUCACUCGCAUUCAUUAACGAAGACGUCCCAAACGCUAACAACUAUGACAUGGAAGGAUCAGGCAAUACCAUGGCGAACUACUCGAUCUCUCCGAGUUUCGAGGUGGUCGAGGAAAUCAAAGUCAACCAUGGCCUAUUCAUCUCAACAAGACAAGUAGCUGAGACCUUCUUCCACCAAACAAUGCCUUCAGAGACUGUUAAAGUCCAAAACUUAAACUCUAAUUUCAUGGCACCAAAUUUCAUUAGUCUCCAUGAGAAAACUCCUCAAAAAACAGCCUCUUUUUCAUCUCUGAAAAAUCCAUGGAAUAACUUCCAAAGGAAAAUAGUUUCAAUUCUUGAACUUUUGUUGAUCUUCAUAGUGUAUUCUGAUGAAGAAGAAGAAGGAAAAGAUAAUAAUAAUAAUAAUAAUGGUGAUGAAGGUGAAAAUUUGUUAAGUGAAGAUAAAGAAUGCAGAUCAAAGGGGAAGAAAGGAGGAGCUUUGAACAUGAUUUUGAAGAAGACAGGGAUUUUAUUUAGCAUUGCUUCAUUGGCUAUUUGUACCAUUUGGGUAAAUUAUAUUUGAUUUUUCUUUUUCUUUUUUACAUUUUUUCCCUAUAAUCUUUAUACGAAUAAUAAUAUAUACAUUAUGUUGUAAGUGGGGAGGGCAGAACUUAGCUUUUCUCUCAACAUUUUAAUGCAAAUCGAUGUUUUCUAAA
This is a messenger RNA of Benincasa hispida (wax gourd), 2300 nucleotides long. RefSeq names its product NAC domain containing protein 45 (gene NAC045). NCBI's taxonomy places the organism in Eukaryota, Viridiplantae, Streptophyta, Magnoliopsida, Cucurbitales, Cucurbitaceae. Gene Ontology annotation, biological process: regulation of DNA-templated transcription. Gene Ontology annotation, molecular function: DNA binding. The record is from RefSeq and is a predicted model, not a curated record.